AUGGAAACGACGACACCACCUUGGAACGCUGUCAUCGCCGCGAUCGCUCCUUCGCCAACCCCACCCGCAGCCCCAACGUCACUGCUGGGCAUGGCUGCUGGCGCAUCGCCGUCGGGGAGCGUGUUGGAUGAAACGACCCAGACGACGGGCACAUCGUUUGAUGAACGCGCCGCAGCAGCACCCGCAUCCACCACGACCCGUGAGCACGGAUGGGUCAAGAACGAUGUACCGACGCUCAAUAUCGUCUCGGAAGGGUCCGAAUUGCCAGAGGUCAGUACAUUAAAUCGGGGUUGCUGGAUAUCGCGCGCGAUCGGCUUUUCGCUCAACACACACACACACCCCAAUUCACUUCCCUUGCCUCGAUAGGAACAGCAGUUCCAUCGAGUCAUCUCACUCACGCACAAUCCCCAUGAUGAGCCUACACCUUCCACCUCUGCAGCGCCCCACGAGAUCCUCAUCAGCCCGUCCCUCGUCGCUCCUCGCUCAACGAGCACCCCUGAGCCACCCUCCACGACCUACAACCACAGCUCAAGCACCAGCUCGACCCCACCACCUGCUAUUUCAGCACUUCGCUCCGACCCUAUUCGUCGCCCAAGUCCUCUCAAGCAAGAGUUAUACGACGAUGGAAAUAUCAGUGAACCGUCCUUCGUCAUAGAGGAGGAAAUCUCGGUGCAACUUGUCGUCGCGGCGCCGAUCACUUCAACCUGUACGGCCGCCGCUGAGGCAGCCAUCACGCCUGCUCGAGUCGCGACGUUGAAGGAGCAGGUCGUAGGUAAGGAUUCAGGAGGGUAUGCGCAGAGUCCUUGUGGUGAGAGUGAGUGCUCUUCUCUUCAUCACACUGCUGCGACGCUUCUACAGCGUGGACGAUACUGAUCACCACCUUCUUUUGGGACUCGUUCAUUCAACAGCACCAGCCGAUACUUCCUCUCUAUUCCCCUUCCAUCCCCUCUACACGAACCACGCCAUCACCCAAAGUCCCAACUCGAACGAUCACGAUGAUCUAUCCCUCAUCAUGAACGAAAGAGGAUCGUUCCUUCUCCCCUCGGAUGAUUCGCUCGCUCCGACACCGAUCAAGAAGAACAAGAGGGGGGAAUUGUCCGAGAUUUUGGAAGACGAAGAAGAGGAAGAGCGAUCGGCGAAUUUGAGUCAAUUGUUAAAAGGGUGGAGGGAAGGGAGUCCGUUGUCGAUUAAUUGGGGAUCGGAAUUGGGGAUCAGUACGAGGACUUUGGGAGCGCAAGAAGUCGGGGACGCGCGGACACCGAGUCGGUUGGGGACGGUCGAGGUUUUCGCCUCGACGACGAAGGAGUCCAUCAUGACAUCGCCUACGCCUGUCACACCUGCGCAAGCCGACGAGUCGAUGAUGGACCGAUCCAAGAUUGAUGACGUCGAGGAACUGUUUGAAAAUUUGGCCGAACAGGGGAAGGGAAGUGGGGGUGGAGGGGUGGAGCAUGGCGUGGAGAAUGAAUCGAUGCUUUCGUUGUUGGGGGAGCGGGAUGAGUCCAUUGGGGAGGAGAUGGUCGGGAGUGUGGCAAGGGAACCGACGCCUAUUCCCCUUCCUCAGACUCGGGUUCAAGAAACUCCUGCCGAUCAUUCAAUAACCACGCUCGAACACGUACAAGGCACAUGGUCGCAGCUCCUUACCGCCCCCUUGGCAUCCAGGCCCGUUGAACAAGAGAAAAGGGUCGAGGACGAAUCGAUCCUUUCCUUCGAAAUGAUGAGGGACGAGACGAUUGGGGUUAUCGAGGGGCAGCUCGUCGAAUCGCCUUUGGCUAUCGCGAUCGAGAGUCCGACGGGCAAGGCCGGGGCGGGGGCGUUCAUGGCUUCACCAUUAGGAACUCCGGAGGGAGUGAGGACGGUAAGACCUUUAUCACCUGCCGCGAGGGAAUCGACGCCCAGAUCGAAGACGGUAGCGGAGGUGCCUUUGUCCACGACCAUGGCAAAGACGGUGCCAACGCCGAGUCGAGGAUUGGAACGACUGAGGAACAAGAUGGUCGCUUUGCGGCUUGGGGCGUUGCAGACUCAGAACCAAGCCGGCGUUCCGCUGGGGAAUCCCAUCCCUUCCACCGCCGCCGAAUCCACCCACAAAUCCGAACCUGACGCCCUACCCACACCUUCGACCCCCGUCCGGCGUCCGAGACUUUCAUCGACGAUAUUGCAGACCCCGAUUGGAUCCAGUGCGGCGGCGCUGAGGUUGGAAAAGUAUAGGGCGAUAAACACGCCCAAGACGGUCGGGAGGGAUGAGGUGGUGGCGAUCACGUUGCCGACUGCGGAGGAGGGCAAGGGAAAGAACGAAGUUGGGAUGAGCGCGCCGAGGACACUGUCUACCACGAUGACGACCACACCGAUGAGGACAGUUUCCACCCUUGAUGCCAGCGCGAAAAGACACAAGAGGAGCGAGACGAUCCAAUUGACUUCGUCGGCGGGAAAAUCGUUGUUCUCACCUGCGGCGGGGUCCAGAACGGUGGCUGGGCCGGAGCGGGGGGUCGGGACGAGUCCUUUGGUUCGGAUGGCGGUGGCUGGGGAUAGGAGGAGGAGUCUGAUUGCUACCUCUACCGCUGUGCCGAGUCCGGUGAAGAUGAGGAGCCUGAGGGAAGGGGCGGCCGAAGAGGCGAGGCCGGUGAGGAGCUCGAUCACAUCGACAGCGACGACCGGUCGGGUUGGAACUGGCGCUGGACGGAUUGGGUCGACUACCUCAACGACGGCGACACGACAGAUUCCGUCGGUUCGAUCGUCGACAUACUCGACGACGCCGAGCCGAGUAUCGUUGCUUACCGGUGGUCGACCGACACCACGUAUCCCCACGACGACCACCACCACCACGACGCUGCUUCCGAACUGCAACGACCAAAACGUUGCACCCGCACGUAGCAUCACUCGACCUUCGACGACGUCUACGACGUCCAGUAGUCUCCUCCCACUCCGUUCUUCAGCCUUGUUGAAGACGCGUCCGACGUUCCAACCCCGGGUUUUGAAACCGUUGGUUUCUUCGAGGAAGCCCUCGUCGAUGACGUCGACGAGCGUUGGCGAUAAGAUUGCGACGGGGACUCGACCGAGGUUCGGGUUGGGGCCGCUGCCUGCACGAAGUACGACGAUAGGGACGGGUCCGGCCGGUGCAAGUGGUGGUAGUGCGGCUGUCGCUGGUGUCGGAGCGAGGAUGACGACUGCGGUUACGAGUACGAGGAAAACUCUGGCUCCUGUUGCUGGAGCGAGAAGCGCGGUAGGGUCGCGGGGGGCUUUAGGAUGA
Messenger RNA from Microbotryum saponariae, 3244 nucleotides. The record is from the annotation of a GenBank genome assembly. NCBI's taxonomy places the organism in Eukaryota, Fungi, Basidiomycota, Microbotryomycetes, Microbotryales, Microbotryaceae.